Messenger RNA from Drosophila biarmipes, 937 nucleotides. RefSeq lists its product as uncharacterized. Lineage: Eukaryota; Metazoa; Arthropoda; Insecta; Diptera; Drosophilidae. The record is from RefSeq and is a predicted model, not a curated record. The transcript has a single exon. Bases 71 to 619 code for a protein of 182 amino acids.
UAUCAUCCUUAGCUUUCAGUCCUUUGUCAGGUAUACAAAAUUCAAAAACUUUAGAAAAACCUUAUAAAAAAUGUUUCGAUUUUUAUCCGAGCUGAUCUUUAAAACCUCCGAAAUCGAGUCCAAUCUUUUUGGCAUGGCCGAUGAUGUAUACAACACAAUCGAGAUCUUCGAGGAGGCAGCCAGAUUCGAGACCAAGAUCGCCAGACCUUAUAAAAUGAUCUCGAGCUUUCUCGACUGUUUGGUCUUCAUGGUGGUGGCUCUAAUGCUGGUGGGUUUCAUCAUGCACGAUCGCAUUGUGGUGUUCAGAAACUUGGCUAGAAUCGGUACACGAAAAAGCCAGAGAGCUGCAGUGAGGACAAAUAGGAGUAGGCAGCCAAGAAGAUCCUUGGAUUCUUUGCUCCCAGAAAAUGAUAAUGAAAAUGUUGAGAAACCCGCCGAAGAGGACGAUAACAGCGUAGGAAAUUGCGGAAAUGAAACAGAUGGCGAGGACAAUGCCACUCUUCGACCUCAGGACCAUAAGCAUUAUGCCAUGAUUGGAACGCCUAAGUGGGCCUUGAACUGGCUGACCACCUUAAGAAACAAAAGCUUCGGAUCGUUUUACGAUGGCUUGUUCCGGUAGACUAAAAAAACACGUCACACUUUUUAAAUCUGUCCAGUAAUUUUCUCAUGCGGACCUUUAAGGUUUUGCGGUUAGCCACUUAAAUUGUUUAUUGGGCGGAUCCAAAAACCACAAAUCGCCUUAUUAUAACAGCUAUUUAUAUGAACAUCCAAUAAGUACGUGUACAUGACUCACUCAACGACGAAUGCAUUUCACUUAUUUAGCGAUGAAGAAAAUCUACUUAGACCUUUGAAAUUUUCAGUUGACAAGUGUAACUUAAACAGAUUUUCUGGACAACAGUUUAUAUAUUAAACUAAUACGGCAAGGCCCUUUUUUUUU